Messenger RNA from Aspergillus eucalypticola CBS 122712, 1730 nucleotides. Its product is annotated as lipase. The record is from RefSeq and is a predicted model, not a curated record. The transcript has a single exon. Gene Ontology annotation, molecular function: hydrolase activity. NCBI's taxonomy places the organism in Eukaryota, Fungi, Ascomycota, Eurotiomycetes, Eurotiales, Aspergillaceae. The coding region runs from base 385 to 1449 and encodes 354 amino acids.
CAUAAACUGCAUAACUACCUUUCUGUGUCAUCUCAGCCAUCAUCUCUUGGCUUCUUCUUACUUUGGAUCUUCGUCUUCCUCGGCAGCUGCUUUCCGUGGAUCAGACGGCCCUUAAUCCCUCUCCAAACGUAAAUUAAUCGCCUUCCAUUCCAAUCAACUGAUUGCUAUUCUUGAACGGAAGGUCAGGUCAGGUUUGGGUUGCCUCCGACUUUCCGGGCGCUCCCUCGGAGUUAUCCUCAGAGUUAACUCUUUGCAUUCUCACACACACACUCUCUCUCUCUCUGUCUCUUCCCCCAAUCUGUUCCUGCCUCGGAUCUCUCGUAACUUUCUUUCCUACAACUUACCUCUUUUAAACUCUUCUCUCCGCUGUAUGGCCAUUCCAUCAUGCCGUCUUCCCGCUGGUGGCUCUAUGUCCAAGCCAUUGUCUGGCGCUUUUUAAUGCGCAUUGGCAUGUUCCUGCACGAUGUCACUCCUCCGCGACCUCCGCGGCCUGCCUUUGUUCGCACUAUUCCCACCGGUUCGGGUCAGAUCCGUCUCUGCUUCUACACGCCACCCAACUACCCCAUCACUCGCAAAGAAGGUCGUCGUCUGCCCGUCGUGGUCAAUUUCCAUGGAGGAGGCUUCACGCUAGGAUGCCCCACCGAUGAUAGUCGCUGGGCGCAGUGUGUGCUCGGGGAAGUCGGUGCCGUGCUGGUCAGCGUCGGAUACCGUCGUGCUCCCGAACAUCCGUUUCCCGCCGCCGUUGACGACGGCGUCCUCGCCCUGCAGUAUCUCGCUGCCCACGCCGUCGAGCUGGGCUUGGACGUCUCGCGCAUCGCCCUGUCCGGCUUCUCCGCUGGUGGUAACCUCGCCAUCACCGUACCCCUCCGCCUGCGCAGUAUCCUCAGUGAGCAGCAACAGCAGCAGCAGCAACGCGACCAACAAGACGUCCUCGAACCUCGCAGCAGUCCGCCCAACUUGGGCCCCUACGACUCCACCCAGCAGCUAGUAUCCGCCGCCUCCACCAGCGAACUCAACAUCGUCGCCCUCUUCUGCUGGUACCCAAUCCUCGACUUCGAAGAGUCGCGUGACCAUCGUCGCGCCAUGAGCCUUAUGCCCAGUAAGACCCUCCCAGCCUUCUUCACCGAUCUCUUCGAUGAAUCCUACCUGCCGACGCGCGAGGAGCGGGUCUCGCCCUAUGCGUCGCCUGUGCACGCCACGGAUGAGAUCCUCGCCGAUGCCCUGCCGCACGAUAUCUUCUUCUAUAUCUGCGAAUGGGAUAUGCUUCUCAAGGAGGGCCAGGUGUUUGUGCGACGUCUGCAGAAUAUCAACAAACAUGUCCGCGCCAUGAUGAUCGAAAAGGCGCCCCAUGCGUGGGACAAAUCGCCCAAUCCGUUCCGCGAUCAGGAUAAAGUUGAUAUUCUCUACCGCGAUGCCUGUGCUGAUAUGAAGCAUAUCUUUGGUGCGUAGACCCAUCCUCUUACCUCAGAGGAUGGGCGGUACAUAUAACUCAUUGCGUUUUUCUUUCUUCCCUUGACAUCCUGGUCUGUAUAAACUAUCCCUUUCCCUUAUACGUCCUAUUAGUUUCAUAACUCUUUUGGAGUCAUUGGCGUUAUUUUGGGUUUUCGAUCAUCAUUAGAAUCGUUACAUCAUCUUUACUACACACACACACAUCUACUUGUACACUAGACGACGAUCAUUGAUUACUACCGAAGUUACUGCCAUGCAUAAGCGAUUGACUUGCAUUAUCA